ACUGUGCCAACAAUCAUUCGUUAUCGAGCUGCUCGAGCCUUCACAUCGUUAAACCACUUUCCACCUCAACGCUUUUAAGCAACAUGGAUAAUCGCAGUGCGUUGUUGAAGCUAUCAAUCUUGGCUGUGCUGGUCUUUAUGUUAGUCUGUGUGCAAGAAACAAAUGCUGGCCAGCAGAAGAAAAAGAAGAUUGUCAUCCACGUGCCAGUGCAUAAAAAGAUCGAAAAACAUGUGCACACGGUGAUCAAGCAUGUGCAUCAUCACCACAAGCCGAUUGUCCUAAAGGAGGAGAAAAAAAUCAUCCACGAGGAGCAUCGUCCCAUUCAAAUCCAUCAGACCAAGGAGCACAUUCAUCACCACGAGAAACAUGAGCAUGCCCACCACAAUCACCACAAUCAUGAUCAUCAUGAGCAUCACGAACAUCAUCAUCCCAUUGCCGAACAACAGUUGCCCAUCGAACACGAGGAGGAGGAGGAACACAUCCAUCAUCAUCAUAACUAUGAGCACAAGGAUAGUUAUGUUGGCGCCCAUUCGGAUGCGAGCAGCAGUGAGGAGCGCUGAGUCUAGUUUGUCAUUGUUUUAGCCAGCCAGCGCCCCAGGCACUGAGUGCGACGUAGACUGAGGAUUACACUCCAAGGAAACCAAAGAAAAUCCAACCAAAUAGAGUUUUUGUGAGUAAUUCGAUUGAGUGAAUGAUGCGAUUACUUACUUUGUGAUGUAUUAAUUUAGCUCUAGGAACAUAUUCAUUUUUUUUCUUUUUUUUUUAUUGCUUAUAAGUUAGCGCGUAAGUUUUAGUUGUAAUAAAUGGGGUGUUGUUAAAAAAAAUUAAAUCAAUUGUUUUACACUGUGCG
Molecule: messenger RNA, 850 nt
Organism: Drosophila albomicans
Lineage: Eukaryota; Metazoa; Arthropoda; Insecta; Diptera; Drosophilidae
Product: histidine-rich glycoprotein
Exons: 3
Coding region: 84-560 (158 amino acids)
Source: RefSeq, a predicted model, not a curated record